Molecule: messenger RNA, 1313 nt
Organism: Prorocentrum cordatum
Lineage: Eukaryota; Dinophyceae; Prorocentrales; Prorocentraceae
Source: the annotation of a GenBank genome assembly
CGGCGCGUUCCCGCGACCAUGAGGGCCAUCAUUGUCUUGAUUGAGUUCCAGCCGACCGCGGAUGGACACGAGGACGUCGUGGAGCUGCUCAGGUACUCUGCGAAGGGUGGGGGCUGUGUCCAGGUGCGGGUGCUGCGCGCCAUAGACGCGAGUGGGUACUGGAAGGCCCGCGUGCAGACCUGUACCGACUCAUUCCCAACAUAUUAUUUGACGUUAGCGCUGAAGCUCCACAAAUUCUGCGUGUGCGUGGCAGAAGUGCAUGCGUGCCUGAACAAGAUCUCCAGCAAGCUGUCAGACAAGGUAUCCGCCUUCGUGAGGGAUCUGCUGGAGCAGCCUGAGUUGUUGUUUGAUACUGCGCUGUUGGACGCAGCGGAGAAGCUGCUCGCCGCGUCCUUGAUCACAUUCCCCAUGUCCGCUGCCCUCGUCGACGCGCAGUCGCAGGUCGGGUCCCGAGUGGCAGAGAUGAACGCCGCCGCCCGCGUCGACAACUUCAACAAGGAGCGGAGGACCGCCGCUAACAACGUCAUAAAGUUUGCUUCGAGCGUCCAGCGCCACGAGCUGAUCUGCAAGGCGCUCCUGGGCCGGAUCUCCGCAGACUACACUGGCCAGAUCGACUCGGUGCACGUAGAUGCGGGGCUGAAGCUGAGCGACGCCGUCCCCGGGAAGGGCUCGACGCUCAAGAGUCUCUUCGAAGUCACGCAGACGUCGUUCACAUGCCGCCUCAGCGUUCAGAAGAUGAAGGCCAUGGAGGACGGUGACGCUCCAUCCACUACCGAGGAGCAGAAAGAGACGACGACAAAGAUGCGCCGAGCCCCCUGCCGCGUGAAGGAACUCGAGCACGCCGUGACACAGGAUAUCAGCGACAUCAAGGUCAUGGAGCUCACGCAGAUAGCCGACAAGGAGAUGCACGCCGCCGCCGUGGCCUCAGCCGAGCCCGAGAACGGCUGCUCGUGGGCGGAGCUCGCGGCAGCCUGCGAAGUGAAGCUGAAGGGGGUGGACUUCGGCAAGGCGCGCGAGACGGCAGACGCUUGCAAGGCCAAGCGCGACGACUUGAAGACGGCCCUCCAGGACGCUGGCCACACGGGGCCCGAGACGGAGCGCACGAAGCAGGCCAUCAUCUUCCUCCAGGCGCUGGUGAUCGCCAGGACGGAGCAGUUGAUCUGCGCCGCGAUCGCCAAAGAUAGCAUCGAGAAGACAGAGCAGCGCAUGGAUAUCCAGACGGCCAUCAGGAAGCUGCGCAGCUACGGCGUGCAGGAGAAGACGUCGCUGCACGCGUCGAUGUUCCGGCGCGCCUUCCAGGUGAUCGCGUGGAA